ACCUUUGACAUCUGCUGUUGAAAUCACCUAAGGCAUACUUAUUUAACAUUUUGUCUUUAUCAUCAAUUUUAGCACUUCCGUUUUGUCGAUUUAUUUUGUGAGCGAAAAUUUGGGUUUAAAUGUUAUUUUAUGCGAGGAAAUGAAGUGUUGUGGCAUAAAACCGGAGACCUGUUGCGCCUGCCAAGAGCCGUCGGGUCAAGAUGGACUUAAAUUCAAAAAAGAACCUCAACCAGUAAUUCUGGAUGCCUUAGGACUCUAUCCAGAUGAAUUCUUGAUGACAGUGCUGGAUCGCGUGCUUUACUAUUCCGGGGCAACCAAAAUAAAGCACAUGUUCCAAAUGGCGACCUUGGCUGGAGGUAACGUGGAUGCCAUUGCUGCUGCCGUUUCUGGUGUUGGCGGUGAAACACUCACACCUGCUCGAACAGCUUCCAGCACGUCCUGCGCCAAGGCAACAAGUAAAUGUUCCAUCGUCAGUUUGUUAUGCCCACCGCCAAAAUCUGGCUGCAGCUCGAUAAAGCCAGCUUUAAUACCAUGCAUCAGUUGCUCCAAAUCCAAGCCGCCUACUCCUGUCCGCUCGUCAGUCAAACCGACUUGCCUAAAGUCCUCAUCCAAAUGCCUAAAACCAUCUCCCACAUGUUGUUCACGUUUGAGUGCUGCAAGCUGUUGCCCGCGUCAGCGUUCACCUCGUGUGGAUUUUGCCAAUGCCGUACCCGAUUGCCGUCAAAGUGAACGACAAGAAUCUGGUGGUCUCAGUAUGCGGGAUCGUUUGAAAUAUUCUCUUUCGCUCUGCUCAAUGGCUUGUCGGAAUUUGAAGAGCAAAUUACCCUGCUCCUGCCGCCGAUGCACCACAAAGGAAAGCGAUCGCAACAAGUGGCUAUGGACUCGUUUGAUUAGUACCAAGGAUGGCUGCAAGGUUUAUGAAGUCUACAAGGAUUCCAAUGUGAAUCGAGCUCCAUGUAAUAUGGAAGGUUCCAAAGAGCCAGUAAUUAUAUUCCUAAUCAUGCCAAAUGGUUAUAUAAUGCCAUUUGAAACAUUUUCGUUUUAAUUCCGUCAGCUUAUUGCCAAAUUU
Molecule: messenger RNA, 1069 nt
Organism: Drosophila willistoni
Lineage: Eukaryota; Metazoa; Arthropoda; Insecta; Diptera; Drosophilidae
Exons: 2
Coding region: 140-1045 (301 amino acids)
Source: RefSeq, a predicted model, not a curated record